Chaetura pelagica (chimney swift) is the source of this 1647-nucleotide messenger RNA. Its product is annotated as keratin, type I cytoskeletal 15-like. Bases 1 to 1647 code for a protein of 548 amino acids. Gene Ontology annotation, molecular function: structural molecule activity. The transcript has 9 exons. Gene Ontology annotation, cellular component: keratin filament. NCBI's taxonomy places the organism in Eukaryota, Metazoa, Chordata, Aves, Apodiformes, Apodidae. The record is from RefSeq and is a predicted model, not a curated record.
AUGAGCUGCAGCAUCAAGAGAACUUCCAGUACUUCCUUCAGGAGCGGUGGAGGUGGAGGUGUCUGUGGUGGUGGCAGUGGCAGGAGCUCCUCCGUCUCCUGCAGGCGCUACGCCUCCUCGGUGGUGGGUGGUGGAAGCUACGGUGGGGCAGCGUGCAGCACGGGCUAUGGAGGGGGCAUGAGCGCAGGCAGCCUUGCUGGUGGCUUUGGUGGUGGCUUUGCAGGAGGCUUUGUUGCUGGGGGGGAUGUCCUUCUGAGCGGCAAUGAGAAGGUCACCAUGCAGAACCUCAAUGACCGCCUGGCCGCGUACCUGGACAAGGUGCGACGGCUGGAGGAAGAAAAUGCUCAGCUGGAGCACCACAUCCGGGAGUGGUACAGGAAACAAGCUCCCAGCGUCUCCAAGGACUACACCUCCUACUACCAGACCAUCGAACAACUCCAGAACCAGAUCAUUUCUGCCACUGUGGACAAUAACAGACUGCUUCUGGACAUCGAUAACAGCAAGAUGACUGCUGAUGACUUCAGAAUGAAGUAUGAGAAUGAGCUGGUCAUCCGUCAGACUGUGGAGGCUGAUAUUAAUGGCUUGAGAAAUCUCCUGGAUGAGCUCACCUGCACUCGGUCUUCACUGGAAUCAGAGCUAGAGUCCCUGAAGGAUGAGCUCAUUGCUCUUAAGAGAAACCAUGAGGAGGAGAUCAGGAUGCUGCAGUCUCAAACUGGUGGCGACGUGAGUGUGGAGGUCAAUGCUGCCCCUGGAGAAGACUUGACAAAGGUACUCAAUGACCUGAGAAACGAAUACGAGCAGAUCAUUGAGAAGAACCGCAGAGAGGUGGAGCAGUGGUACGAAGUCAAGAUUGAAGAAGUCAACCGCCAGGUCACCUCCAGCAGCCAGGACAUCCAGACCAGCAGCCACCAGCUCACGGAACUGAGACGUGAAAUGCAGAAUCUGGAGAUUGAACUGCAGGCGCAGCUCAGCACGACUGUGGAGGCUGAUAUUAAUGGCUUGAGAAAUCUCCUGGAUGAGCUCACCUGCACUCGGUCUUCACUGGAAUCAGAGCUAGAGUCCCUGAAGGAUGAGCUCAUUGCUCUUAAGAGAAACCAUGAGGAGGAGAUCAGGAUGCUGCAGUCUCAAACUGGUGGCGACGUGAGUGUGGAGGUCAAUGCUGCCCCUGGAGAAGACUUGACAAAGGUACUCAAUGACCUGAGAAACGAAUACGAGCAGAUCAUUGAGAAGAACCGCAGAGAGGUGGAGCAGUGGUACGAAGUCAAGAUUGAAGAAGUCAACCGCCAGGUCACCUCCAGCAGCCAGGACAUCCAGACCAGCAGCCACCAGCUCACGGAACUGAGACGUGAAAUGCAGAAUCUGGAGAUUGAACUGCAGGCGCAGCUCAGCACGAAAACCUCUCUGGAGAACUCCUUGGCAGAAACGGAUUCCCGCUACGGCUUCCUGCUGCAACAAAUCCAAGCGCAGAUUAACUCUGUGGAGGAGGAGCUGGCCAGUAUCCGCUGCGAGAUGGAGAGUCAGAACCAGGAGUACAAGAUGCUCCUGGGCAUCAAGACCCGCCUGGAGCAGGAGAUCGCUCAGUACCGGGCCCUGCUGCAGGAGGGACAGCAGGACAUGUAUGUAUUCUGGUUUCAAAUAAGGGAAUAA